Paralichthys olivaceus (Japanese flounder) is the source of this 2928-nucleotide messenger RNA. Lineage: Eukaryota; Metazoa; Chordata; Actinopteri; Pleuronectiformes; Paralichthyidae. The record is from RefSeq and is a predicted model, not a curated record.
AUGAUUCAUGAGUUUGAUGCUUGUGGGCAGAUCCAAAGUCCAACAGAGGAAGUGCAAUGCCGAUUGUGCCCGACAGGAACCUUUUCGGACGCAUUCAACUCUGAACUUUGCCGUCCUCAUGCCUCCUGCGAGGUCCUCAAUCGAAAGGUCACAGCCCCUGGCACAGUGACCUCAGAGGCCAUCUGUGGAGACUGUUUGCCUGGGUUUUAUUUCUCUGCCUCCAGGGAAGUUUCCACCCAGACUCCCUGUGUGAAAACAUUACAUGUCAGAACAGUUCGCACGGUGGGUAAAGCUUCAUCCAUUGGUGCAGGAGGAACAAUCAAUGGCACAGUGGUGCGGAGUGCUGAGGAGAAGUCGGCCGAAUACGCUGUUUUUGCCUUGGUGCCCAUCUUCUGUGUGAUGGGCCUGCUGGGUAUCCUCAUCUGCAACAUCCUGAAGAAGAAGGGAUACCGCUGCACUGCUGACAAGGAGGGAGGGGAUGAAGAGACAGCCACACCACAGAAAGAAGGUAACACUUGUCCCUACAUAUCUGAUGACCUCAAUGAAGACACCAUCAGUGUCCUCGUUCGCCUCAUCACUGAAAAGAAAGAAAAUGCUGCUGCACUAGAGGAGCUGCUGCUUGAGUACGAGAGCAAACAGAUGGCCUUGAGCAAAGGAUCCUCAAUCAAGUUUCCCAUGCUGUCUCCCCUGUCCACGUUCUGCUCCCUCCCCAGACUCUGCCCCCAUCAGUCCCAUCUCCACACCAUCUCCGGCCUCUCGGGUCUGGCCCCCAAACAUGGCUACCGCUGCACCCGUUGCGCUCAGAGAAAAUGGCCCCCUGUUCUCAUACCUCCUCUGGAUUCCCUCAAAGAUCCCCUGAAGCCCCCGCAGACCCUCAUCCUGCCCUCCCUGGACACAUCCACCGACCAGCAGAAGAGUCCCCUGCUGGGGGGAGUGAGUGUUGACACGCUCUAUACCCAAACUGUCGUGCCAAAUACUGUAAAAGAAAAAGUAGAAGUGACUGAAGUGAAGGAGAAGAAGGAGGGAGAGCUGACAGUGUUGUCUGUGGGAAGAUUUCAAGUUGCUCAGAUUCCUGAGCAGAAACCUGUCACCAUGGAAACCAAGACAUCAUCCCAGGAAACGGAGAAGCAGAGAAACUCACUGUUUGGUGGGAAACACUUCUCCUCUUCAUCAUCUGGCAUCUGGAGGUCCUCCUUGUACCUCCCUGACAUUUUCACUGUCUCCUUCAGAUGAGGAGACAGAGAAAGACGCUGUACGAUGAAGCUACCUCGCUGAAGAUGACCUCAAAAUCUUCUGAUGACUUCACAGCACAGGGAGGAGGGUGUUGUUUAACGCAACUGACACCAAGACACUACAAGAAUCACCUCCUGCUGGAAGACGUCAUGUCUAUUUAUGCAAGAAGAGACACAUGCAUGUAUUUAUUACUACAUAAAAAGUAGAUCAACUGAAGCUGCUUUAAUGUCCCAAUCCAGAGAGGAAAAGGCUCGGUCAAUACACACAGCAGUGGUUAUAUUAAUUUCUUGUGAAGUGAACAAUUAAUAAGUGACACUAGACGGAGGGAUGAGAAAACAAAGAGUAGAAGUUUGUAUGCAAAACAAGGUCCCUCUUAGUCCCUGUAUUUGCACUUCCAUGUAAAAAGAAUAGACCUGGGGGUUAAAACAUACAAGACAAAUAGUCUUCAUGAAGACAAACACAUUGGUAUUUUACUACAAGAAACUCAAAUAACAGUAACAGUAAGAAAAGGAAUACAUCAAGUUAGAGUAUGAAGGUUUUUCCAUCACAUGACACUUGAUUACAGACUCCAGUUGCACCACAGAAAGUAUUAUACAGAGGAACUGUUGUAAAACUCAAUAUGAUUUUUAAGUUUAAGAUAUUUUUUUUAAUUUCUGUGAUUUAGCUUCUCUUGCUCCUGCUCACGUAGAAAGCGCAGGUGAGUGAUAGUUUCAGACCUUGAGGAUGUUGAAUGUAGAAGGAGCUCACUUCAACAUCAGAGAGUUUGAAAAUCAUUUGUUCUGCAAUGUACAUCCACCCACACUCAGCAUAAUAGCAAUGUAUGUGACUUUUAACCUCUUAGACUAGAUGCAGGACCGUGAGGAUACGUGAUCAGGGACCAAAUUUUGUUUUAGAGGGGCCCCCUGAUACUGCAUUACAGCAUCUGCUUCCCAAUAACAAGAUAAAGCCUUUCACUCUUAGGGUAAAAGAAAUAAGACGUGUAUAAAGCUCAGUUUUGUAGAAUAGAACAUGUAAAUGACUGUACAUAUGUAAAUAUGGGUGGGUAUCAACAAAUGGACCAUACCUGGCUUUUAUCAUUUUUAGCGAAAAGUACAUUUAUAGGUGAUAUACUAGAUCUCAUGUCAAGGUAAAGACGACACCAGUGAGUGACAUUUGUAAUCCAUCAAUAACAACCUGGCCAACUCCUCACACACCUCCGUGCAGAUAAAACUGAAUCGACAUGUUAAAUCUGACUUCUCACCACUUGGCUACAACAUUUUGGUGAAACGCUUUUCUGCUCUAAUCCUGAACUUUUAAAAAAACACACGCACGCACACACAGAUGCAUGCUUCUUUAUAGUUUCAUUAAAUAAAUCAACCGUGGCUGCAGAGGAUUAGUGGUCGAGAUGCCUCAAGUCUCGGCUUUAGUUUACAACCUCAUGAGUUUUAAAGAGUGCACUAUAAUCAUAGUGGUAUUUUAGAUGCAUAUUUUCACAUUAUCUUAUUAUGUUGUUCUGAUAAAUAUUAUAGUGACAUGUUUUAUUUGAUUUCUUUUUACUUCUGUUUCUUAUUAAGUGUCUCCAGGCUGAUGUGUUGCUGGCGAGUAGGAAGGAAUAAAAAAAACAUUUCAUUUCAUCAACUUUUUAGAUUGUGUUUAUAUGAUGACAUUAUUCUGUAUGAUGUUUUUACUCUUGAAAUAAAGAAGGGAUGUAUUUUA